AUGUCCGGGGUGGUGCGGACGCUGAGCCGCUGCCUGCUGCCGGCCGAGGCCCGCGAGCGGCGGGCGGCGGGCGGCGGGGCCCGCGACGCGGAGCGCGAGGCGCGGCGGCGCAGCCGGGACAUCGACGCGGGGCUGGCGCGGGAGCGGCGCGCCGUGCGGCGGCUCGUCAAGAUCCUGCUGCUGGGCGCGGGCGAGAGCGGCAAGUCCACGUUCCUCAAGCAGAUGCGCAUCAUCCACGGCCGCGAGUUCGACCAGAAGGCGCUGCUCGAGUUCCGCGACACCAUCUUCGACAACAUCCUCAAGGGCUCCAGGGUUCUUGUGGAUGCACGUGACAAGCUCGGGAUUCCUUGGCAGUAUUCAGAGAAUGAGAAACAUGGCAUGUUCCUGAUGGCCUUCGAGAAUAAAGCAGGGCUGCCCGUGGAGCCUGCCACCUUCCAGCUCUACGUACCCGCCCUGAGUGCGCUCUGGAGGGACUCGGGCAUCAGGGAAGCUUUCAGCCGCAGGAGUGAGUUCCAGCUGGGUGAAUCGGUGAAGUACUUCCUGGAUAACUUGGACCGGAUCGGCCAGCUGAAUUACUUCCCGAGUAAACAGGACAUCUUACUGGCACGGAAGGCCACCAAGGGUAUUGCUGAGCAUGACUUCGUGAUCAAGAAGAUCCCCUUCAAGAUGGUGGACGUGGGGGGCCAGCGCUCACAGCGGCAAAAAUGGUUCCAAUGCUUUGAUGGCAUCACAUCUAUCCUGUUCAUGGUGUCAUCCAGCGAAUACGACCAGGUGCUUAUGGAGGACCGCCGCACCAACCGCCUGGUGGAGUCCAUGAACAUCUUUGAGACCAUCGUCAACAACAAGCUCUUUUUCAAUGUCUCCAUCAUCCUCUUCCUCAACAAGAUGGACCUGCUGGUGGAGAAGGUGAAGAGCGUCAGCAUCAAGAAGCACUUCCCGGACUUUCCUGGUGACCCGCAGCGGUUGGAGGAUGUGCAGCGCUUCCUGGUGCACAGCUUUGACCGCAAGCGGCGCAACCGCAGCAAGCCCCUGUUCCACCACUUCACCACAGCCAUCGACACAGAGAACAUCCGCUUUGUGUUUCACGCUGUGAAGGACACCAUCCUGCAGGAGAACCUCAAGGAUAUCAUGCUGCAGUGAGGGCUGCAGCCUCGCGAUGGACACUCCGCGGCCAGCGACACUACUGAGAACCCAAUACGCCUUGGGCCCGGGGCAGAGCCCCAUCACACCUCUCUAAAGUUAUAGCCUGGGGACUGUGUGCCGGCAGCCCCCAGAGACAGGUUGAGCCCAGUUUGUGGAUGGUUCUGCGAAUACCCGAGCCCGGCCCCUGUGUGUGCUCCCUCCUGCCAGGUGGCUCAGGCAUCAGGCAGCUGCCUUCCCUUGGAAGCAGUGGAGCGCACAUGCCAGUGUCACAGCUGCUCAUGGAUCCGGCCACCCCGCGAACACAGAGACACCCCAUCUUUUCACUGCCGCCCACCGUGCCUUCUGAUUGGUGGGCCCUGUGCCCGUCACACACUCGUUCGCCUUCUGGGUUCCUCCCACCGUGCCACACGCGCCUUCCAUGACAGUGCCCGCCACCUGCUCCUCCACUGAAAGAGCCCAGCAGGGCACCCAGGAUUCUCCGGGCAUUCGCCAGAGUAAAAGUUCCCACUGUAGCUGCCCCAGAAUCCUCUGUUGGUUCUCUGCCACACUACGGUGAGCCCCGUGAACAUUUUUGGGGUCAGCUACAGACCCAGAGAGGACGGGACCCCGCUGCUGAGUCCACAUGUUCUUAAUGAGGAGACAUGGCCAAAUUCUUCACUUCCGGUGCUCAAGACUCAUCUGUGUGCUGGCAAGAAAGUGGUGGGGGUGUCUUUGUCCUGUCUGUAUCUUGGGCUUCUGUCUCAGCAAGAAGUGACUCAGGAUACUUUGGGGGCAGAGCACUCUUGAUGUUGGGGGGCCCUGUCCCAGCACCAAGCACAGCCCCUGCCUAGGCGGCCUCUGCUCUUGGCCCAAAUCCAUGCUGGGCAGCUCUAGCUUGCAGGCCUAUUAGGGGUCAUGGUGAUCCUUGUCCAGCAGGGAGGUAUCUAGUUGCUGGUGUUAGCCCCAUGGCACUAGGUAGGAUAGAGUAUCUUAGACCUGUCCCCUACGGCUUGUCCAGGUCAGCCCCAUCCGGUGCCCUUUCCCUUGAACAGUCUGGUCUGUUCGCUUGUGCACUUUCCAAACCGGACGCCCCAUGCGUGAGGUGAACCUGCGGCCCGGCCCUGACACACACAGCCUCGGCCGCCCCCUCCUGGGCCCGGGUCCUCGCAGUGCCUGGCCCAGCAGCCUGUGAUCCACCCAUCGAUACACCCAUCGGUCGGCGGAAAGGAGACAUGUUUGCAAGGCCGAGAAAACCACCCGCGACUUUGUACACCCAGGUUGUAGCCAUUUUUAUUUCCAAACUUGGGCUUUUCUAUUUUUUUAUUUUAAUUUCACUGUUACCCCUGAAUUCUUGUCUUUUUUUAUUGAGAUAUCGUGGAGAAACAGGAGAUAGUUGUGCCUCGGCUGUUAUUGCAAAAAUGUAACAAUAAACUUUCUUAAAAUAA
Messenger RNA from Suncus etruscus (white-toothed pygmy shrew), 2567 nucleotides. RefSeq names its product G protein subunit alpha 12 (gene GNA12). Gene Ontology annotation, cellular component: brush border membrane; heterotrimeric G-protein complex. Gene Ontology annotation, biological process: adenylate cyclase-modulating G protein-coupled receptor signaling pathway; Rho protein signal transduction. The transcript is spliced from 4 exons. The record is from RefSeq and is a predicted model, not a curated record. Gene Ontology annotation, molecular function: G-protein beta/gamma-subunit complex binding; guanyl nucleotide binding; GTPase activity. Lineage: Eukaryota; Metazoa; Chordata; Mammalia; Eulipotyphla; Soricidae. Bases 1 to 1140 code for a protein of 379 amino acids.